CAGAGAGCGGUGCGGAUCCCUGUGUGUGCCGAUCUCCGGAGGGGGACCAGAUAAUCUAGUCGGACCUUCAGCGGAGUGGAUCUCCUGCAUCUGCACACGCACACACACACGCACACACACACACACGGAGAAAAGUCACAUUUCAAUUCCCGGCGGGGGGAUUGUGAUUUACUGAGCACAGGUGACCUGUAACCGGUUGGAGAGAGGGAAGAGAGGGAGAGAACAAAUGGAAAGGGAGCAGAGGGAAAGAGGAUGAGUGAGAGAGAGCAGGACCCAAGAGAUUCCUGGUUUACAAUGGCAGCCCCUCGCUCCACCGACUUCUGAUUUCAAAAGAAUAAAAAGGACUUUGCCUAAAGAGGCCCGACGGAUUGUGACUUCUCUUUGCUGUUUUGCCCUGUAGUGGGAGUCCUCGCUUUGGUCUCAGGAGGAGAAGUCAUGACAGAACUCUGAAUUCAGAAAUAAGUCCUUCUCUCAUCCCCUCACCGCCUAAAUCCACCUGCUCCUUUUUACAGAGUAACAGCUCUUUGCCAUGGAGAAGACGUACUCACUGACUGCCCACUACGACGAGUUCCAGGAAGUAAAAUACGGCGGCCGCUACAGCAGCGACAUCCUCAGCAACGGCAUGACCCUUCACCUGGGAGGCAGCCUGGACCGUCACAUGGGGCGAGGUCGAGGUGGGACCUGGUCAAACGGGCGAAAUAAGGACAUGAGCAACGCCAGCGGCAGCGGAGGACUUCCCCGCUGGAGCCGGAGGGAGAUCUGCCUCCUCUCGGCGCUGGUCUUUGCGGCAGGCAUGUGUGUAAUCUUGGGCAGCAUGCUGGCGCUCAAGUACAUUUCCCUGGACGCCCAGCAGGACCCGCAGUGCCGACAGGACUGCCAACGCAAACGCUCCCUGCUGCGCACGGCUCGCUUCGUCCAGGCCAAUAUUGACCCAACCAUCCAGCCCUGCCAGGACUUCUACUCCUUCGCCUGUGGCGGUUGGCUGCGGCGCCACGGCAUCCCAGAGGACAAGCUCAGCUACGGCAUCAUCACCGCUAUCGGGGAGCACAACGAGGAGAAGCUGCAGCACCUCCUGUUGGAGCCGAUACGGAGGCGCGGGGCCAACUCCGCGGAGCGCAAGGUCAAGGAGUUUUACAGAUCCUGCGUCAACAUCCAGGAAAUCGACAAGCUGGGCUCUGACCCCAUGACAGAGGUUAUUGACAGCUGUGGGGGGUGGGACCUGGCGGGGGCUCCUCCUGGUGCUGCCGGCUGGGAGAGCGAGGGCGCUCCACAGAGGCCGGACUUCAAUGAGCUGCUGUACAGGACCCAGGGGGUGUACAGCACCGCCGUCUUCUUCUCCCUCACAGUCAACGUGGACGACAAGAACUCCUCCAGGAACGCCAUCAGGAUUGAUCAGGAGGGGCUCACACUCCCUGAGAGAAGCCUCUAUCUGGGACAGGAUGAGGACAGUGUGAAGAUCCUGGCGGCGUACAAGGCCCUGAUGGAGCGCUUGCUGAGCAUGCUGGGAGCCCAAAACGCCACGCAGAAGUCCAAGGAGAUUAUACAGCUGGAGACGCGCCUGGCCAAUAUCACUGUGUCAGAAUAUGAUGACCAAAGAAAGGACAUCAGCACCAUGUAUAACCGCAUCACCCUGAGGCAGCUGCAGCGCAUCGCUCCCAGUCUUCACUGGAAACGCUUGCUGGACAGAAUCUUCCACGACAACUUCUCAGAGGACGAGGAGAUCGUGGUGCUCGCUACCGACUACAUACAGAAAGUCUCUGACAUCAUCAAGACCACUUCGAAAAGGGUUCUUCAUAACUACAUGCUGUGGCGCAUUGUGGCAGCGCUUAGCGAACACCUGUCCACCGCCUUCCGCAGCACCAUCCACGAGUUUUCUCGAGAGAUCGACGGCACCGAGCAGCAGCUGGAGCUGGGCAGGCUCUGCCUCACCCAGGCCAACAAACACUUUGGCAUGGCCCUGGGAGCCCUGUUUGUCCAGCAGCACUUCUCCUCACAGAGCAAGGCCAAGGUACAGGAGCUGGUGGAGGACAUAAAACACUCCCUGGACCUCCGUCUGCAGGAGCUGGACUGGAUGGACGAAGCCACCAAGGAGGCUGCCAGAGCAAAGCUGAGGCACAUGAUGGUGAUGACAGGAUACCCAGACUUCCUGCUCAAACCUGAGCUCAUAGAUCAAGAAUAUGGGUUUGACGUGGACGAGAAGACCUACUUCAAGAACAUCCUCAACAGCAUCAAGUUCAACAUCAAGCUGUCGGUCAAGAAGAUCCACGAGGAAGUGGACAAGACGGCGUGGCUUCUCCCCCCUCAGGCCCUUAACGCCUACUACCUCCCCAACAAGAACCAAAUGGUCUUUCCUGCUGGCAUCCUUCAGCCCACUCUCUACAACCCUGAGUUUCCACAGUCUCUGAACUACGGAGGAAUAGGAGCUAUCAUCGGCCACGAGCUAACGCAUGGAUAUGAUGACUGGGGGGGCCAGUACGACCGCCACGGCAACCUCAAACAGUGGUGGACAGAGGAGUCCUACAGGAAGUUCCAAAAGAAAGCCGAAUGUAUCGUCAAGCUCUACGAUAACUUCACUGUUUAUAACCAGAGAGUGAACGGUCGUCUGACACUCGGGGAGAACAUAGCAGACAUGGGAGGGCUGAAGCUGUCAUACUAUGCGUAUCAGAAGUGGGUGAGGGAACAUGGUCCAGAGAGGCCCCUGCCUGGGCUCAAAUACACCCACGAACAGCUGCUCUUCAUCGCCUUUGCACAGAACUGGUGUAUGAAGAGAAGAUCUCAGUCCAUCUACCUGCAGCUGCUGACUGACAAACAUGCGCCAGAGCACUACAGAGUGAUCGGCAGCGUUUCCCAGUUUGACGAGUUCGCCCGUGUGUUCCACUGUCCGAAGGGUUCUCCCAUGAACCCUGUGGACAAAUGCUCCGUAUGGUGACCUCUCCGCCGCAGCCUGGUGACCUCGGGAUGACCUUCAUCUUCACAGUCUCCACCCACCCACCUGCGCACACUACCUGUCCUACAUCACGCAUUCGUCAGAUGCUACAGGAUGCUACAUGGAGCCUAUUGUUGCCUGUAAAGGACACAGGGAGGUUCACGUCUUCACUUAGGAAAGUUUAUACAACUGUUCAUCGUCUGUAUUAAUCAAACUAAAGCAUGGGUCACAUGACCAUUGAUCAUGUACAUAAAUAUCAUUUGAUUACAUAUAUUUUUCUAUGUUUAAAUUUAUUUUCAGAUCAUCUAUUUUUGUAUUUUAGCGUAUAUAUCACAUACAUUAUGCGUAGGAUUCAUAAGCUAUUUGGUUUUUAAUUGAGCAGCGUGUUUCCUCACUCGUCUCUCCUCUGUGUAGCAUCAUCUAGAAAAACUUCAGCAUAUCAGCACGGCACCAACAGUGAUUUCAGUCCCUAAUGUAAACUGGACAAGGACCAAUUUCAAUUGAACCGGGAUCAGCAGCAAUCCUCGUGCCUGCCAAGAAAACAUUGGUGUUCUUUCACUUUGGGUAUUGAGAGUUUAAUUUGUGUCGCAGUGGCGCCCUCUUGUGGCCGCUGAGAGCAAUGGUCACUGUUCAGCCGCCAUGACUGUGUCGUUUGCCUGCACUGGUCUAUUGUUACUGUGAGUGUUUGUACGGUUUUUUAAGAUUUGUCAACUUUUUUUAAGGAAGAAAAAAGAAAAAAGGAAAAAAGAAGGUGGACUCAUGGUGGAAGUUUCUUCUCAGGAUUUGUAGCAAAGUGCAGCGACAAACAGGAGAUCUUUGUGUUUCUGUCUACAUUCAACUCGUGAGGUCCUUCAGCGCGGUCACGUAAGCGGCUUGGCAUCUCUAUCAGUCACGGGAUGACAGAUGAGAACUCACUGCAUGAACGAGCUGAUGCCAAAAACCCUCUCUACUGGAAACGGAAGAAGCUCCGCUGUUGGAUUAUUCGCAUCUCUCGGGUUCGACACGUGGACACGCUCUCGAGACGCCCCGGGAAUCGAGCGGGAGGGAGAGCGUGAGGCCACGUCAUAUAUUCACAGUUAACUCUCCACAUGAUAAAGUGCAACUGCGGUACAUGAAGAAUCAUACAUUUCUACACAAGUGUUAUUAAAAAAAAAUAAUAAUUAAAAAUUCAAAAAAUUACUUUUGUAUAAAGAAUCUGUUGGUACAAGAGAAAAGAAUCUUUGUACAGUGGAGAAGUAUAUACAAGAUGUUAUGGUUGUACAGUUUGUUUUGAUGAGAGUGCAUGUUUCUUCUCUGGCCAACGAACAAUUCUGAUCGCUGUAUAUGGAGGACAACGCACACACACGCACGCACACACACACGCGCAUGCACACACACACACACACACACACUCGUCUGACGCUACAUCUGCUAGUUCACACGUGGCUCCUAUCUCUUCCUCUCUGUUGGUCACUGUUUAAUGUUUGAAUAAAUACAAAGGAUCACUGUGCUCAGGUGUGUGUGUGUGUGUGUGUGUGUGUGUGUGUGAUACAUCACUUGUGUGUGUGUUGUUGGUCAUUAUCGGUGUGUUUGCAGCUGGGCCCUCACAGGCCUGGGUCCCUCAGUGAUGAGAGCCAGCGCUCUCUUGGCGUCCCAGCGUUGGAUGGGGGACCAGCUCCACCUCUCGCUCCCCGUGUCCCGUUUGUUUGAAACCUGAAGCAGAAAUCAGACGACAAAUUUAAAACACAACAACAAGCUCUCUCUAUCUCUCUCUUUUCUUUUCUUUUUUUUUUCUUUGUUUUUGUUUUAAAAAAUAAUUUCUCCAAUUAAACCAGUUUCAUUCAAUCUGCCAGAGUGGAGCAGUUCUUUCCAGAGUCUCAGUGAAGCUUCCUCUGCUGCUUUUAUUUAGUUUAAAGUGUCUUUACAGUAUUUCAGGUAUAAAUUCAACAUUUUUUCUAUUUUCAAAUGAACAGCAAUUAAAACAAAGCUAAUACAUGGUUUUGACCCAUGGCAGUAGCCACGUAACAUUUCAUGUCUAUUUAAAGAGUGUUAUCACAGUCUGGCAGCUGUUACGUCACAUACAAACCAAGUAACACAAUCCAGCUGUUGUUCUGUGAGACUGGUCGUUAUUUUUCUUCCCCUGAAAUACAUAACGUGGCCGUUUGCUAAUUGACAAGAUACACAGACUGUGCUCAUUAAUCCACAAUGAAAUGAUGGACAAAGCAGCAACUAACUGAGGAGAGUUCACGGCUGUUGAAGGUUCUUUUCCUUUUUUUUCCUUCCUGUCAGUGAUUUUGUUUGAUUUUUUUGCUGUAAUAUUUGACAUGUAUGGAGAGUUAGAGUAAGUUUUUCCUGCUAUCUUCAGGUUCAGUUUGUUUCGGUUGUUAAUGGAGUUGAUGAAUGAAAGGUGACUGUCUGCUGGAGCUUCCUGUGGCGCAGUUGUGCACUAGGUGUUUCAGAAGAAUCCACUUCUCUCUCUGUCUGAAUCAUUUUUGAUCUUUCUGGAUGUCACAGAAAACAUCUCUGCAGACUAAUCCUGCUGUAAUGACCUGUUCAGUCUGCUCACCGCAGCUGCAGCGCUCAAACAGAUGUAACGCAGAAUAUUUCAACUAAUGUCAGUUGUCAGUGGUUCAGUGCAUCAUCAUCUUCUUCAUAAACAAUGUUUUGAAAGCUU
Molecule: messenger RNA, 5579 nt
Organism: Seriola aureovittata
Lineage: Eukaryota; Metazoa; Chordata; Actinopteri; Carangiformes; Carangidae
Gene: ecel1
Product: endothelin-converting enzyme-like 1
Exons: 18
Coding region: 530-2929 (799 amino acids)
Biological process (GO): protein processing
Cellular component (GO): plasma membrane
Molecular function (GO): metalloendopeptidase activity
Source: RefSeq, a predicted model, not a curated record